GAGAGAGUGAGGGUUGAAAUAGAGAGUGGUGGACCUGCAGCGCUGUAGACAGUGAGACAGACAGGGAAGAAGCAGCGGAGACAAACAAAACACACACAGCCUGACUCACAACCUGACUGCAACCUCCUCUCACAACACACACACACACACACAGACAGAGAAAGCAGGUAGUUAGAGGAGCAUACCUAAAACUCACCACAGUUCUCUCUCUCUCUCACUUUCACACACACACACACACAGACACACACACACACAUUCAGCCAGCAGCAGCAGCAUGUUUUGGUGGAGGCUCCCCCAGGCAGCGUGUGUGCUGUCGGUGUGUGUGUGUCUGCUUCUCGCAUACGAGGAUGAUAUCGAGGUCAACUACGCUGACACCUACUACAAUGAAAUCACAGAGCGAGAAACACCAGAACCCACACCGAGCUCUGCGCCCUGCAAUUCUCCAGACCUGACCAAGUGGGACAAAAUCUUCUCUAUGCUGGAGAACAGUCAGAUGAGGGAGAACAUGCUGCUUCAGUACGCCGAUGAUAUCGUCAAGGUGGAGAUGGGGUCACUGCGCGGGGAAAUGCUCAGGUUUGUAGCCCAGUAUGGUGGCUCCUGUGGGGUUGCAGUGGAGACAGCAGGAAGAAGGAUGGCCUUGCAACUAGAGGGCCGCCUCAGAGAAACCCUGGAGCGCCUCAGACUUGGAGAUCAGGCUUCGGCUUCUGCUUCUGCUGCUUCUGGUAAUUCAGUCGGCAAUUCCAACAACAUGGAGGUGAUGCUACAUCAGCUCCUCUCUGCAGCACGAACGCAAGCUUCCCGACUCACCAAGCUCGAGACCAACUGCUUCAGCAGUCCAGGAGCUGCGACGGGGAUGAAUACAAAGACAGGAUUCCAGCUUCCAGAGGGUGGAAGGGCUGGACGCCGGGAGCAGGAGGUCACAUCACGAGACGUGGCUCUAGACAGGGUGCUGGCUGCACUGCAACAGACGAGGGCGGAGCUGGAGGAGGUGCUAAGGUCAUCGAGGCAAAGAUACCUACCCGCAGGCUGUGAGAUGGCCCUCCUCUUCCCGAUGCGUUCCCGUCGAAUCUACACCUCUGUCAUACCAGAUGUCCCUCUCUCCAUCUCCUCCUUCACUGUCUGCAUGUGGGUGAAGCCAACAUCUGUCUCCAACAAAACAGUGCUGCUCUCUUAUGGAAACCGUCGCAACCCAUAUGAGAUCCAGCUGCUGCUCAGCCAAACGUCUGCGUUCUUCACCAUCGGAGGAGAGGCUCACCUGGUGGAGGCACGAGGUGUGGUGAAAUUGGGAGAGUGGAUCCAUUUGUGUGGGGCUUGGUCCUCUGACCAGGGCCUGGCGACCCUGUGGUCAGGUGGAAAAAAAGUGGCUUCCACGCCUGGAGUGGCUGAGGGGCACAUCUUACCAGACGGGGGCUCACUACAGCUGGGGCAGGAAAGAAACGGCUGCUGCCCUCUGUCUCCAAGCAGCGGGAGCGGCGUGGCAGGGUUUGACGGAGGGUUCGAUCCCAAGCUUGCAUUCGCUGGGAAGAUGACAGGAGUGAACAUGUGGGACAGGGCGCUGUCAGAGGAGGAGAUUUCCCAGCUGGCUUUGCAGAAGGGCCAGGGCUGCGAGCAGAGAGGAAACGUGGUGGCGUGGGGCGUGACGGAGAUGGUGCCACAUGCAGGUGCUCAGUUCAUCUACUAACAGACUUCCUUGUGAUUUUCAUCUGCGUCAUCAUGAUCAUCAUUAUCGUGAAUAUCAGCAACAUCGUAAUAAGUUUUCCUGCUAAAAGUGAAGAGAGCAACUUACUGCUGCUUUUAUCAUCAUCAUCUUUGUCCCUAUAGUUUAAUGUUUGAAUUAUUAUGUUCUUAUCAAGACUGUUUCAUUCAUCAUCAUCUUCACCACUCUUAACAUGAAUGCUAAUGCUGCAAUGAACUCUACUGGACGUGUUCAAAUGAGAGGAAGAGCCAAUGCGGUGAGAGACUGAAGUUUAUUUAUGUAAGAUUACCUUUUGAACUGAGGCCAAAACACACACAUGCUGCAUUCAUUGCCACACCCACGCACACACAUGCGCACACACACACACGCACACACACACACACACACACACACACUCAGCUUAGGAAACGUGCUGCAUGCAGCAUUUGCCAAAGACUUAAUUAGUCUGCAAAAAAGACAAAAAGUCUAUUGUGAAAGUGAACGGGUUCUGAGCCACUAAACAGAGUAAUCACCACACAGCCUUGCAGGAGAGGUAAAUAAGAGGUCACAGACAAUUACAAGACAUUAUCUUGUAGUUGUAGAGUGAUGUGUUUUUUUAGAGUAAUAAUGGAUUUCCUUUCUUUCUAUCUAGAUUUGUGCAAGUGCAGUUAAUCUAUUAUCAAUGCAAACCCUGUUUUCCCUUUACAUUUUACUGGGAAACAUUAAUAUAAUCAAAUAUUUACAUUUCUACCUUUGCAGUCUUGUAGGUGCAGUUAUUAGAAGCUGAAGACUGACUAUCAUCUAUCUCGAUUACAUCUGAAAGCAGAGGUACCAUACUAAUGUGGUGUGUUGUGUUGUAAUGUCACAUGCAGUAUAACGCGUGAUUUAAACUUAUGUAAUAAUUGUGUGACUGAAAACUGCUGUACUUGCGUUCACUUCAAGCCUGUCCAUAUAGUGACUCUAGAAAUAGCUUCAAACAAAAUUAUUAUAUCGUAAUUUUCUUGAAUUUGUGAAAGUGUUAAACGCAUUUUUAAGACUUUACAUUUCCAAACUUGUACUCCUCAAAGUGUUUACAUUUAUAUGAGUUAUAUAAUUCCAGUUCUACUUUGUUAGGGUUUUUUUUUUCUUUUUUGUUGUCUGUAGUUCUCAUUUAAUUUUAGGAUAAUAUAUGUCUUCUUUUUUGAUACUGCAUAAAGUAAUAAGAGUAAAACUGUUAUUUUUGUCAUGUGUCAUUGGAGACUGAGAUUGUUUUUUUGAGUUUGAUGAACAGAAACUGAGGAAAAUGUUUACACAAUCUAAUCUUUUAUGAACUAAGUUGUCUUGUAUUAUAAUGUAAAUGUGCUUUUGUUUUUCUUGUGAAAUGGUGAAACUGAAUGUAUUUUGUACAUAAAUAUAUUUUGCAUAACAUGACUGGAUGAAUGGAGAGUGAGUUAUGAAUAAACAUUUCAAGUUAUAGUAAUCAGUGCUUUUUUGAUUUCAAAAUUAAAACUGUGUUGGACUAUU
Seriola aureovittata is the source of this 3178-nucleotide messenger RNA. It is a transcript of the gene ptx3a, whose product is annotated as pentraxin 3, long a. The transcript is spliced from 4 exons. The record is from RefSeq and is a predicted model, not a curated record. Bases 275 to 1681 code for a protein of 468 amino acids. Gene Ontology annotation, biological process: innate immune response. Gene Ontology annotation, molecular function: complement component C1q complex binding. NCBI's taxonomy places the organism in Eukaryota, Metazoa, Chordata, Actinopteri, Carangiformes, Carangidae.